Messenger RNA from Budorcas taxicolor (takin), 963 nucleotides. Its product is annotated as olfactory receptor 52N2-like. The record is from RefSeq and is a predicted model, not a curated record. NCBI's taxonomy places the organism in Eukaryota, Metazoa, Chordata, Mammalia, Artiodactyla, Bovidae. Gene Ontology annotation, biological process: G protein-coupled receptor signaling pathway. Gene Ontology annotation, molecular function: olfactory receptor activity; G protein-coupled receptor activity. Gene Ontology annotation, cellular component: membrane. The coding region runs from base 1 to 963 and encodes 320 amino acids. The transcript has a single exon.
AUGUCUGGAGCCAAUAUCUCCAGCCUGACACCAGGAUUCUUUAUCUUGAAUGGUGUUCCUGGGCUGGAAACUGCACACAUCUGGAUCUCCCUGCCAUUCUGCUUCAUGUACAUCAUUGCUUUUGUGGGCAACUGUGGACUCAUCUACCUCAUCGGCCAUGAGGAGGCCCUGCAUUGCCCCAUGUACUACUUUCUGGCCCUGCUCUCCUUCACAGAUGUCACCCUGUGCACCACCACGGUACCCAACAUGCUGUGCAUAUUCUGGUUCAACCUUAAGGAGAUUGACUUCAAUGGCUGCCUGGCUCAGAUGUUUUUUGUUCACAUGUUGACUGGGAUGGAGUCUGGGGUGCUCAUGCUCAUGGCGCUGGACCGCUAUGUGGCCAUCUGCCACCCCUUACGCUAUGCCAGCAUCCUCACCAGUGCUGUCAUUGCCAAGGCUGGUCUUGCCACUCUGCUGAGGGGUGUGAUGCUCAUCUUUCCAUUCACUUUCCUUACCAAGUGCCUGCCUUAUUGUCGAGGCAACUUCAUUCCCCACACGUACUGUGACCACAUGUCUGUGGCCAAGGUGUCCUGUGGCAAAGUCAAGGUCAACGCCAUCUAUGGUCUCUUGGCAGCCCUCCUGAUUGGGGGCUUUGAUAUUUUCUGUAUUUCUAUGUCUUACACUAUGAUCUUGCGAGCAGUGGUGAGUCUGUCUUCUGCAGAUGCUCGUCAGAAAGCCUUCAGCACCUGUACGUCUCACAUAUGUGCUAUUGUCAUUACAUAUGUUCCAGCCUUAUUCACCAUUUUUACUCACCGCUUUGGGGAAAAAAUCAUUUCUCCUCAUGUCCAUAUCAUAAUUGCUAAUCUCUAUUUGAUGUUGCCUCCUACCCUGAACCCAGUUGUAUAUGGAGUCAAGACCAAGCAAAUCCGGGAAGGUGUCAUCAAGUUACUUUUUAAGGAGAAAGAUAUCUUAGCUGUGAAAUAG